Molecule: messenger RNA, 733 nt
Organism: Manis javanica (Malayan pangolin)
Lineage: Eukaryota; Metazoa; Chordata; Mammalia; Pholidota; Manidae
Source: RefSeq, a predicted model, not a curated record
CCUGGAUCUGGGGAUCGAAGGGAACCCACAGAUUUGGGCAAAAGGAGCGAGGGGCCUGGCGCCAUUCUCCCCAGCAGGGAGAUUAGAGGAGCGGGUGUGAGGAGGAGGAGCAAGCCCGGCCCAUGUCUGAUUCCCCGAACCUCAGUCACCCCCACCCCGGCCGCACAGAAGGGAGGAAGCCGCGUGCGGAACUGCAGCCUGGCCCGUGGGUUCCAGUCCUGCCGCCAGGGACGCCAAAAUAAACCUGUCCCUCCGCCCUCUCUUGCUGUCUUCACAGCACCUGGCAUCCGUGAAGCAGUCUACCCACCAUGUGCCCUUCCCUGGGACGUCUUCCAGAAGCCCUAUGUGUCUGGGGAGGCGGACUCGGCCUCCCGGGAGCUGACGGGCUCCGAGGAUUACCUGCUGCUCGCUUGUGAUGGCUUCUUCGAUGUUGUCCCCCACCAGGAAGUGGCCGGCCUUGUCUGGAGCUGUCUGGUCAGGCAGGGCAGUGGGCUCCAUGUUGCUGAGGAGCUGGUGGCUGCAGCCCGGGAGCGGGGCUCCCGCGACAAUAUCACAGUCGUGGUGGUCUUCCUCAGGGACCCCCGAGACCUGCUGGAGGGCGGGGCCCAGGGGGCAGGGGACCUGCCCUCUGGCCUCUCAGAGCUGGAGACCAACACGCCAGAGAGAAGCUAAGAGGCCUAGGCCCCCUGCCCCCACCCUGUGACGCCCUCCAGAUGCCUUAGGACCUGACAGG